CCGACUUCCCGAGUCGCUAGUCGGCAACGGAAAAUUAGAUCCCUUGCGCCAGUUGGGAGAUACGCGGACUGCGGAAAAUGGCACGUCUCGGAAGCCUCUUCCGCCUCGGAAGCGUGCUGCUGCUUUGCUCGUUCGCAAUCCUGACGGGAUUGGUGUUCUCGGUUCCGUCGGCGUCGACCACUGACACUCCGAAGAUUAAAGACGCGGCGCGUCGGAUCGUGGAUCCGUUCAAGUCGGGUAACACGGAGAACGAUCCGGACUGCCGUUGGAUGCACGUCGAUCAUCUGAAGGACGUAGAUCCUCACACUGAGAAGGAACACACGAAGGAUUCACACACAUCUCGCUUUGAGGAGGGAUCGGUCGAAGACGCGCGACCUUCGAGGCAUACUGGAGACCGUCGCGAAGGCGAUGUUCCUCGACCGAGUUAUUUGCGAGAAACGGCUGUAGAUUUAUCGUUGCCCGAUAUGUCAGCGGUCCCCGGUCCGAUAUCGGCUCGCACGGCCAACCAGGCUGAAGGAAGAGCUCGGGAUUAUGGAAAUCCCGCGUCCUCGUCGAUCAGAAACACUCCCGAGGAUGAUGUCGAACGUAGAAGCAUCGAUUCGUCGCGACGACGGGACGCCAAUUUCGAAGAGGAUAUCGAGCUAGCCGAAGAUAGGUAUCGAUCGCAGUAUCCUUACUGGUACCAACGGCAAUACCCGAAUCAACGAUACCGGGUGAAUGACAAGAGGGGUCCCUAUCGAAACUAUUUGAGAUAUCCUGUAUUCCCGGGGAGAUAAAUUUCUGAGAGAGACUCGACUCUCUCUCUCUCUCUCUCUCUCUCUCUCUCUCUCUCUCUCUCUCUCAAUAAUGUAAGAGCGAUAUGAUGUAUAUAAAUUGAAACAUUGAAGUAGUGUUACUAUUAAUCGGUGUUUACUGAGUAUGAUAGAUUUGCGUAGUCUGGACGAUAGAUCUUGGAGAGUGUAGAUAUAAAAGAGGUGGACACACACACACACACACGCACGCACGCACGCACACGUGUGUAAAAUAUAAAAAGCGAUUUUUUUUUAUGCACUCCAAAAACGCUUGCGAAUAAAUCCUUGUAGAUGAAUAAUAAAACGACAAAUGCAUGCAUAUAUGAUCGCAAUGUUAUUUAUUUAUAAAACUCCACAUGCACAUAUGUAACUUGGACAUUUUAUUGCAGACGUCGCUGCAUCAUCAAUAUAACGCUCUCUCCUGUACACUUGACCUGUCCACUUCUUGUGUGAUUAUCAAUUAAUCCGAGAUUGCUCGCGUCGUUCUACGUAGCUUUGAUUGGCCACGUAGUUCUGGUGGACGGCUUUCGGUUGCUAAGGUUAACGCUGAAUUAUCUAUCAAUUAAAAUAACUAAAAUAACUAAAAUAACUAAAAUAACUAAAAAAUAUUUGACUUAUCUCUUUAUUUAAUAGCAAUCGAACAAACAUUUACAUAUAUAAUGCAUACGCAUUGUUCUUUGAUUCUUCCUUGAUUCGAGCCUAACCAUCGAUUUAUGUAGAC
Molecule: messenger RNA, 1512 nt
Organism: Harpegnathos saltator (Jerdon's jumping ant)
Lineage: Eukaryota; Metazoa; Arthropoda; Insecta; Hymenoptera; Formicidae
Exons: 1
Coding region: 78-776 (232 amino acids)
Source: RefSeq, a predicted model, not a curated record